UUUUGCUUGAUGUGUGCUCGCUUUAGCGUCGUGGCGACUGGCAAGAUUCUUACAGAUAGGCGACUGGUCAUUUCAAUUAAAAAAAUGUAAGUGGCUUUACACUGUGUCUAUCUACAAGAUCUUAGAAGGUGAAGCACAAGCCAGAGUACUCAUCAAUAAAAGGAUUGGAGAAAGUUUGAGGCAGCUGUGGAGCACCAUCUGAGCCCUGAGGUGGGUGGAACACAUGGGGUACUGGCCAAGUUCACUGUACUAAAGCCUGUUGUGUCUGCUCUUCACAACAAAUCCCACCACUCAGUGCGUCUGCGCUAGGUGUGGUAACCUGCGGUGUGGCCGGGAGCCGUCUGGCGGUGACGCGGCCCGUGGCGCCCGUCCGCGCUGCUCCACCAUGGAGAGCGGUGACUCGGAGUACGAGGAGGAGGAGAUGGUGGUACUGGUGGAGCUGCACGGCCUGGUCGACGACGAGCUGCUCACCAAGGGCUGCUCCUACCAGUUCGUCGGCAUCGACACCGACAAGCCGGUGCUGCAGCUCGGCAAGUACAACUUCCUGGGACACUACGAGGACCAGAUCGGCUCGGCGCUCUUCCUGGGCCAGUCGACCGACGAUGGCGGUCAGAAGACGUGGUCCAAGGUGUGCUUCUCCGACAAGAAGCUGUCCAUGCAGCGCGUGUUCCUGAGGAAGAAGGGCGAGGAACCGCCGCCGGUGACGCCGCCUCCCGAGGCAGAGGACUCGACGGAGGAACCGGAAAAGGAAACGGAGUCAGGCGGGGGGUCGGAGAAGGACAGGGAAACGGAGCUGGAGCCGUCCUCUGGAACAGCAGAGAAGGAAAAGGAGCCGUGCUCUGAAACAGCAGAGAAGGACCAGAAGCAGGCUGGUGACGCGAAAACGGACUCAGCACCGGCAGAGGGCGGUUCGGAUGUGGAGAUGACGCCCGCGGAGGGCUCAGGGACACAAAAAGCUCAAAAUUCAGACAGUGAACCACCUUCGAACAGCGAUAAACCUUGAACGUUAAAGUGCCCUCCCGUGUGAACGUUUUAGUGUCAUGAACUUCGUGCACGUGUGUCGCGGACCAUGUGGACCUCCGCGAUGAUGACGUGCAUGACGUGCUCGCCCGUGUCGCCGCUGUCCCGUGUCGCUCGUGCGGCGGCCCGCUGCGUUUCGCGGUAGUUGUGACCGACAGUGACGUGGAACCACCGCGUGACCCGUCGAGCUGGUGACUUUUCCGAUUCAUAUCGCCGAUUGCGGUGUUUAUUUUUGUGUGCCGGCCGUUUGGUUAUCGCGUGAGCGGCGGGCUCGGCCGGUGUCGCACCCUGUGACGGCGGCGACGGCGGUCAGCUCCAGUGGUCACGCUCACGCUCCCCGCCGAGUGACCUUCGCCGGUCGGUGGCGCCGCGCCCCGUCCGACACCGUUACCCCGCCGGAGUUCGGUGCUCACAUCGCUCCAUUGCAGGGUGCCGAGGGGAGGGACAGACGGUGCCCGGGGUGCGGCUCGGUCCCUGUCGAUUGCUGUCAGCUUGCUGUGAUGUUUCUCAGCUGCCGAACAGUCGUGGACGAUUUUGACAGCAUGUUGCUCCGGAUGUGUCGAAUGUUUCCGAAGCAGGUUGUGUUUGAAUGUGCAUUGUUUUGUUUCGGUCAUGUCAUGAUUGAUAUCAAUUUCGUACCUACUCGUUUAAAUGUUUCCAUACGUCUUGGGUGCGAUAAUUCACACGUCUGAGAGCAAACUAUCAUAUUUCGUAGUAAAUGAAUAAGUUUCAAAGACAGUUUCACAGCUCGAACUUUUUGCCUUCGCCACAAACCCUUUUCAAAAAAGUUCAUGAUGAAAGACCUCGUGUUUACAAAAGGAACGUGAUGUGAGUACUUUGAACAUCUGAAGAUUACGAACCGUAGCCUCAUACUAAAGUGAACAUUUUUUACAAUGAGCCUCAAGACAGCGCUUACUAACAUUACUUUGAACAUUUCUAAAAUAUAAACCGGAGAAUUUGUGACCCGGAAAACAUUCCCCGUCAACUGACCGUGGAAGAUAGGUAUGUGUCGCACAAAAGUGGAUCGCUGCAGUAUUUUGUGCCGUACUUUUCACUCUGAAGCAUUGUUAGCAGCUACCCACAAUUUACCAGGCAUGGAGCUCAGGAAAACCGAAUAAAAUCGCGCUGUA
Amphibalanus amphitrite is the source of this 2150-nucleotide messenger RNA. Its product is annotated as general transcription factor 3C polypeptide 6-like. Gene Ontology annotation, biological process: transcription by RNA polymerase III. Bases 386 to 1003 code for a protein of 205 amino acids. Lineage: Eukaryota; Metazoa; Arthropoda; Thecostraca; Balanomorpha; Balanidae. The record is from RefSeq and is a predicted model, not a curated record. Gene Ontology annotation, cellular component: transcription factor TFIIIC complex. The transcript is spliced from 2 exons.